AAAGACUACUUAGGGGUAAGGAAUGAAGGUUUAAGGGGUAAGGGAAGGUUCUUUCCUAGGUUAUCAGAACAACAAUAUGGCCUGUUAUUUAAUCACCCUGAAGGGGGGGUAAGGAAAGAGUGUUUAGGGGUAAGGAAAGACUACUUAGGGGUAAGGAAAGAACAUUUAGGGGAAAGGAAAGACUACUUAGGGGUAAGGAAAGACUACUUAGGGGUUAGGAAAGACUACUUAGGGGUAAGGAAAGACUACCUAGGGGUAAGGAAAGACUACUUAGGGGUAAGGAAAGACUACUUAGGGGUAAGGAAAGACUACUUAGGGGGGCCAAGUAAAGACUCUUUAGGAGGGGGGGGGGUAAGGAAAGACUACUUAGGGGUAAGGAAAGACUACUUAGGGGUAAGGAAAGACUACUUAGGGGUACAGAAAGACUACUUGGGGGUAAGGAAAGACUACUUAGGGGUAAGGAAAGACUACUUAGGGGUAAGGAAAGACUACUUAGGGGUAAGGAAAGACUACUUAGGGGUAAGGAAAGACUACUUAGGGGGUGGGGAAAGGAAAGAGUGUUUAGGGGGAAGGAAGGAAGGUUUAGGGGGAAGGAAGGAAGGUUUAGGGGGAAGGAAGGAAGGUUUAGGGGGAAGGAAGGAAGGUUUAGGGGGAAGGAAGGAAGGUUUAGGGGGAAGGAAGGAAGGUUUAGGGGGAAGGAAGGAAGGUUUAGGGGGAAGGAAGGAAGGUUUAGGGGGAAGGAAGGAAGGUUUAGGGGGAAGGAAGGAAGGUUUAGGGGGAAGGAAGGAAGGUUUAGGGGGAAGGAAGGAAGGUUUAGGGGGAAGGAAAGAGUGUUUAGGGGGGGGGGGGGGAAGGAAAGGGAAACAACAUACAUACAAUCAACACAAUUUCUUCCUUUUUUUUCCAUCUCACAUAUUCUUUCCAUCAUUCUUUCCAUCUCACAUUAUCUUUCAUCUUUUUCCAUCUUUUUUUUUUCUUACAGCUGAAGUAUGCAUCAAGGAACACAGCAGCAACGGUGGCCAGGAUGAUCUGUGCAAGCGUCUGGGAUGUAUUCAGGACUACUUGCAGAAACAGACAGCAACGUCAGGAGUACAAGGAGGAUCGACACCUGCGAAUGACUUUUGGGAGUCGAAGGUAAAGGCACUGUGGGAUGAAUUAGCAGGGGAAAUGGUGAAGGUAACUAACGGGAAUGGAACUGUAAAGGAAUGUAAUGAUUUGCCAAAUCCGUCUGACCAGACGGCAUGCAAUUAUUUGCAUGCCGGCUUUAAGGAACUGUACAAUCCGACGACGCCGUCGUCGUCGUCAGGCGACGACGGCAUCCUAUCUAAGAACAACCCAUCGUUUAGACAAACGAUGGGUUGUUUUUUACUUCAUGCUUAUGCAAAACACAUGAAAGAAAAAGCAAUUUGUGAAAUAGAGGAGGGGAUAAAAAAAGCUUUCGACACUGUUAAGAACGGUCUAGGUACUAAUACUAAUUGCAAUGAUAGCGCCAAUGGCAAGGGACCUUGUGUCCCUUGCCAAUGGCAAGAAGACAUCCUUAACACUUGCACAAUUAAAACAAAUGGCAGCGCCCCGGGCGCUGGCCAAGAUUCGAAGGUAGAAGAGAAGUUAAAGACCACCGUCAAUAUGAACGACGACUCCAACAUUCAAACAAUGCUAACAGAAAUAAAUAAAAUGACCACUUUAUGUGAUGGUUUAAAAUGUAUAGCAUCUCACUUAAAUUCGCCUAGCUCAAAACCAAAUGCGGACAACUUCUGGGAUGGAACAAAUGGCGAGGUCCACAGGUUGUGGCAAGUAUUGUCCGAAGCAAUGACGAAGAAUGGCAAUUCCCAUGGAGAUUGUGAUAAGAUGGAUGAUGAUAGAACACCCACCAUCCCUGAAAAGAAGGCAUGCAAUUAUUUGCAUGCCGGCUUCACCAAACUAAAGGAUCUCUCCAAGCCCACAACGCCUCAAAACAAGGACGGUGAAAUCUUGUCCAAGGACCCAUCGUUGAAACAAGCGAUGGGUUGUUUCCUUCUUAAGGAAUAUGCAAAAAAAAUGCAAGGUCAAUCCACGUGUGUUAUCACUUCCGGUUUAAAGAAGGCUUUCGAGACUGCUGGUAAAGAUUUAAUUGGGGGACAAUGCAAAUGGGAUGACAGCGACUAUGACAACUGCAAAAUUAACACAACUGACGCAGAUGGUGAAACCACCCAAACGCCAGUAAAGGACAAAUUAACACAUGUUCAGGACACAAUCAACACCACCGCAACUAAAACCCUACCGAAAAUAAAUAGCAUGUCCACUUUAUGCGAUUUCAUUCGAUGCGCCGGACCCAAAUGGUUCCACAACCACAAAAACAAAAACGUGAAUAGCGGUACCUCUACGCACAGUUGGUGUGACUUUUGGGAUAAGGCUGUUAAAGACGAGCUGCAGAAUAUGUUCAACAAGAUUGAAUCUGAAGGAAAUGACACAUCGAAGACCAACGCUAAUGUUGUAUGCAAAGCAUUUGGUGAUGAUAAUGCUGAUAGUGUUGAAAGAAAAGCUUGUAAUCAUAUCACGGCAGGGUUAGAACACAUUAAAAAAAUUACAAGUAGUACUUCUUCGACUAAUGGUAGUGGCAACCAACUGCUCGAUGGAGCAGUUGGUUGUAUUGCUCUUAACAUGUACGCUGAUCAAAUAAUUAAAGAGUCGAAGGAUAAAUGUCCCAUUGAUGAAUCUAAAAUACAAGAAAUGUUCGAUAAAUGGAAUCAAAAGUAUAAUAAUAAAUCUUCGACUUCGUCCUCGACACCAUGUAAUGGAGGUGGUAAUAAUAAUAAUGGUUGCUUUGUUUGUAAAAGGGAAGAAAAGUUUUCUGAGAGUUGCCAGCUGAGCGUCGAAGACGCUCUGGUGGAGAAAAAGGCAAAUGCAAAUUGCAAUGACAUUAAUGACAGAGAAAUUGUACAAAAACAAAUGAAUAAACUCCUCAACGAAGACAACGACCAAUCCCAAUCUCAGUCCAACUCCAUUAAAUCCAACAUAGGGACCACCUUAACUACUAUCACUGAAAUGAAAUCUUCUUUCUGUACUCAACUCCAAUGUGCAGCAAAAAAAUACUACGUAAAAAAAAACAACCCUAAUGGAAAAAGCAGCGAAGUGAAUUGGGAUGCCUUGAGGGAUGAGAUCGAGAAAGAAUUGAAGGCACUUCUAGAAAAUAUGACGGAGGGUCAGACUAAAUCGGAAAUUACCAAAUACUGUAACGACAGGGAAUGGGGUGAAUUUGGCCAUAAAGGAAAACACACAAAUAAAGCAGCUUGUUUGCUUUUUGCUGCAGGAUUAAAACACAUUUAUACGCAUGGUAAUGGCCGCAGUAGCGGCCCUGUUAAUGGCCCAUCGUUUGAACAAACGAUGGGUUGUUUAUUUCUUAAAGAAUAUGCAAAACAAUUGAAAAAAAUGGCAGAAGAGAAGAGAAAAGGAAAUAGUUGGGUACAUCCCCUUUGUAGCAUAGAGGAUGGUAUAAACUACGCUUCUAGUAAAAGUAAAGACAUUAUGCAAGACACAUCUCCAUGCAAAGAUACUAAUGGUACUAAUUCUUGUUUUGAAUGCAAAUUAAAAGAAGAUUAUAUUACUUGCUCCAUUGGUCAAGACAAAGUACAGGACAAAGUUAAUAAAUUGUUCGAAAACGAAUCGAAGCAAAAACAAAUGGAAAAAACAUUAGAGAACACAGUUUGUCCCAUCCUUCUUACGGAUCUCCUUACCCCUUUUCUUCCUUUGGCUCCUGUCUCUAUUGGUCUUUCUGCUAUGGCUUAUUACCUUUGGAAGUAUUUUGGUCCUCUUGGUAAAGGAGGACCACGUUUCAGAAGAUCUCCUGCUGAUAUUCCUGGUCCAUCAGUACAAGAACAAGUCCUCGAUCAUGUGCAGCAAGAUAGUUCACAUGAAUAUCGAUUGGUGAAGGAACGAAAACCUCGUUCUGCUCCAACGAGAACGAAACGUUCUGGUCCCGUGAAUCGUCGCACGAUUAUUGAAAUUCAUUUUGAAGUGUUGGAUGAAUGUCAAAAAGGGGACACACAAUUGAACCAGAAGGAUUUUCUGGAACUUUUGGUUCAAGAGUUCAUGGGAUCGGAAUUUAUGGAAGAAGAGCAGGUUCCUAAGGAAGACGUUCUUAUGGAACCUGUUCCUAUGGAACUUGUUCCUAUUGAAGGGGUUCCAAGUUUAGGUUCCGGUUUACUGGUUUAA
Messenger RNA from Plasmodium knowlesi strain H, 4191 nucleotides. Its product is annotated as SICAvar, type I (fragment). The annotation marks the transcript as partial. The transcript is spliced from 7 exons. Lineage: Eukaryota; Apicomplexa; Aconoidasida; Haemosporida; Plasmodiidae. The record is from RefSeq and is a predicted model, not a curated record.